Columba livia (rock pigeon) is the source of this 5645-nucleotide messenger RNA. It is a transcript of the gene KREMEN1, whose product is annotated as kringle containing transmembrane protein 1. Bases 296 to 1648 code for a protein of 450 amino acids. Gene Ontology annotation, cellular component: plasma membrane. Gene Ontology annotation, biological process: multicellular organism development; Wnt signaling pathway. The record is from RefSeq and is a predicted model, not a curated record. The transcript has 9 exons. Lineage: Eukaryota; Metazoa; Chordata; Aves; Columbiformes; Columbidae.
CCGGAGCGAGCCCCGGCAGCCCGAACCUGUCGGUGUCAAACAUAAAAGCAGAAGUUGUGCGGUCCCGCGCCGCAGCAGGUUGGGAUGUCGGUCUCUAUCCUUUCCUGUCACAUGGCUGGUAAUAGGAUCCUUCAUCUGCCACUCGGCACCUCGCCGGGGCGCAGUUACAGGACACAUGCUGUAGGGCCUGCGCUUCCCGCACUUCGCGCUCGUCCCGGCCGCCCGUGACUGUCUCUGCCCCCGCAGCGCUGGGGCUGCCGCCUGCGAGCGCGGUGCGGACCGGCGGCCGCUGCCCAUGGAACCCCCCGCCCUCGCCGCCGUCCUGGCCCUCUCGGGGCUGGCGCUGAGCUGCUGCCGCGAGCCCGUUCUCUCCGAAUGUUAUACAGCAAACGGGGCUGACUACCGUGGCACUCAGAACCAGACCUCCCAAUAUGCGGGGAAACCUUGUCUGUUUUGGAAUGAGACCUUUGAGCAUCCUUACAAUACUUUGAAAUACCCCAAUGGGGAGGGAGGGCUUGGAGAGCAUAACUACUGCAGGAACCCUGAUGGAGAUGUCAGCCCAUGGUGCUACAUUGCAGAGCAUGAGGAUGGAGUAUAUUGGAAAUACUGUGAGAUUCCAUCCUGCCGAAUGCCGGGGAACCUGGGGUGUUACAAGGACCAUGGGGAGCCACCACCUUUGACUGGCACCAGCGAGACCUCCAAUAAACUGACUAUCCAAACAUGCAUCAGUUCCUGCCGAAGUCAACAAUUUAAGUUUGCAGGCAUGGAAUCAGGUUAUGCUUGUUUCUGUGGAAAUAAUCUUGACUACUGGAGAUAUGGGGAGGCAGCCAGUACGGAAUGCAACAGUGUUUGCUUUGGAGACCAUACUCAGCCUUGCGGUGGGGAUGGCAGAGUCAUUCUUUUUGACACCCUCAUUGGUGCUUGUGGAGGGAAUUACACUUCUGCUACAGCUGUGAUCUAUUCCCCGGAUUUUCCCGACACGUAUGGCACAGGCAAAGUCUGUUACUGGACCAUACAAGUUCCAGGAGCAUCUCAAAUCCACUUCAGCUUUGCCCUUUUUGAAAUCAAAGAUGCUACAGAUAUGGUGGAAUUGCUGGAUGGCUACACCUAUCAUGUUCUAGCUCGUUUUAAUGGCAAGAACAGGCCGCCCCACACCUUUAACAUCUCUUUGGACUUUGUCAUUUUGUACUUUUUCUCAGAUGAAAUCAACCAAGCUCAGGGAUUUGCUAUCAGAUACCAAGCUGUGAAGGACAAUGUGCAUCAAAACAAGAUUCCAGUGAAUCAGACCCUUUCAGAGAAGAUAAAUGAACAAGCAAACCUCAGCAUCAAUGCAGCCCGGUCAUCGAAGAUACUUUAUGUCAUCACAACCAGCCCAAGUCAUCCUAGUAGCUCCAUGCCUGAAUGGACAAUAUAUAGUCUCACAGCACUGCUCAUCCUAAGUGUUACAGCCAUAAUAGCAAAGAUAUUUCUCCACAUAACCAUGAGAUCGCAUCAGAUCCCAUCCGCAACUGAAACAGACGAUUCCAGUGAGGUUACUACUGCUGGCGAGAUCUGGAGUAUAUUUUACCAGCCAUCCACAUCAAUAUCCAUCUUUAAGAAGAAGCUUCGAAGUCAACAAGAUGACUGCAACCCGCUAGUGGGAAACUGAAGUGUCUUUUAUUUUGCAAGAAUCAAUCUUAAAAUCAAGGUGACUUGGGAAUAUUUUUUUUUCUCCCAGUCUCGUACUUCUGUUCCAAAAAGUCCAUUUCCAAAGGCCUUUGAGUGAUUAUGCCUAUCUGUGUAACUCUGGGUUGUACAAAUGACAACAGAUUUAAUUGUGGCAAUAGUUUUUAAAUACCUGGUGCUCAUCAGAUCUGUAGGGCUGUUAAUGACUGCCGUUAAACCAAUGCACUUAAAAUACACGUCAAACCUGUAAAAUUUGAAACAUCCUGUACCCCUGACAAAAGUAAUUUGAAAGAGGAUCUGCAGGUUGAGGACUCGUGUUCUGCUUUCCUGUACCACUGGCUACUUUAGUCCCUUUAUUCUCAAGGCCAAAGACAGAAGGAGAUACAGGUAACUUGUUCAGCUGCCACAGCAAACAGAGCUUAUCUGCCUUAAUGUAAACAUGUCUAAAUGGUACUAUACAGUAAAAUGGGAGCCAAAGACUUUGAGACUGCUUGCCCAGUGCUCCACUCUUUCUACGUUUUCUGUUUUGAAAAGCAGAGAUGUACAAAUAAAAAAUCAAAACAGAUUCAGGAAGCAAAUACUCUGUGGAGCAUCAGCUGCAAAUGUGAGUUUUGACGGAGUAAUGGUCACCAAGUCAAGGUCUGCACAAGCAAUGAAGACUUUUAAAUGACUGUGUCUCUCACCCAUUGAUCGUGGUGAUUUUGUUCAUAUUCACAGUGAUCCUGAAGUCCUGCAUUUGUUCUGGAUGUAAGCCUAAGGCUUCUUAAAGGAUUGUGCAAAGAAACUGUAAAUCCACCGAAUAUUUAAACAGUGAGGCUGACUAACACAGAUUCUUACUCUGAAGUUAAAGAUAUUGACCUCAGGAGCCUGAACUAUUUUCAAUCAACAGCUCACCUACUCCAGGCUGCGCAUCUGAACACAUAUGUAACACUUGCCUUCAUACCUGUGAGAAAAAAGAAGUGUCUCUUGCCUUCAAAAUUAAUGCUGAACUGCAUUUUUAAGAUUAAUGACCUUAAUUAUCUAAGAACUAAAACAUCAGAGGCGAUCUGAUGUGUGAAAUAAUUUCUCUUUGAUUGCAACAGGCAGCAUUAAAUAUUUUUCUCUCUUUAGUAGAAUAUCUGUCCACCCACAAUGCUCAGACUUCUCAUCUGGGGAUCAACAGUGAGUCUCUCAGCCUUGGCAAGCCCAGACUAGCAAGAUAGUUAGGAAAAACUGACAAUACACAAGUUGGAUAAAUUGACUGGAAAAGUUUACUGCUAAGUUAGAGGAAAUUCAGUGAGACAUUGGAAUACAGUAAUUCUGGUUAAGACAAAAGGGAUAAAUGUCACUCUAAACAGAGACCGAUGGCCUGUGUAUACCAGACCUGCAGUCAGAGAACAACUGUUGAAUGAAUCUGCAAAAGAUGAAUAAGAAAAUUGUCACCGAGUUUAAAUUCAUUAUAAUAUCUGCCCCUCAGUUUUUAACAUACAACUCUCUCCCCUUCAUGAGGUCUGUAGAUUUCCUUGAAAAAAUAGGGCAUCUGAGAAUUAAGCAAUGAAAUACCGUGCCUUACUUGCCAUUGCAGAUCCCGUGUUUUACCUGAAUUGAAUUCAUUCCAGCUCCAUUUAUGUACCGCGGAUGAGUGCCAGAGACAGCUGAGCAGUACCGCAAUAAAUGCUUAAUAGAAACAAGACUUUACUAAGCCAGCAAUUAUGGAAUUGUUUAUAUGAAAAAUGGAAUCUCAUGGGAACAUCUAGUACUUUCUUGCAUGAGCUGCUGGAAAGAAUACAGGAAAAGAUAAAGGCACUAUUGCCUCAAAUUGAGACAGGCCAAGUUGUAAAAUACACUGGUUCUCUAUUACAUGUCAUCAACCUGGACCAAAAAAAACAUUAUCUGUUUUAGACCCAAUGAGAAUUUUUUAAUUGCCUUUUUAACAGUCAGGUUUUUGCAUCAUGCUGUGUAGGGAAAAAGUUUACUUCACAGACUUGUUAUGAAACAAAUUCAUUUGCUUCCUAAGUAUACUUAAUAUGGUUUACUAAUGGAAAGCCAGGAGGGAAGUCUCAGUGUAAAGCUAGAUCCUUAGGAAUUGUGACGAACCUUUGUUUGCUUGCCUUAUCAAAUGUUCUCGGGCAGCUAAACAUAUACAGGCAAAGGGACAUUCAAAGAGUCAGCUAAUGCUGAUAAACAGAAAACAUCAGGAGCACUCCAUGACUGAUUUCUAUGUACUGCAGAAGGAAAAAAUACAGAACUUUUAAGCUUCUCUCCUUCAGUAAAUAAUUUAUUUUAAUUAUAAAAUAAGAGAAAGCCCAUUACAAACAACAGCAAAAAAAGACUGAUGCUGCUGAUGCCAAAUCUAGGGAAUUUAAAAGCUGAGAUUUUGCAUUGGUCCCUUAGAUCCUCAACUAUUUUUUAAAUAGUAAAAUCAUGUUUAAUGGGCCUUUCUUAGGAAAUGUUUAUCCUAUCCAAUUUCUGUGCAAAAGACCCAUAAAACCAGCAGUUGCAACAGAUUAACUGGCCAUAGCAACAAUGAGCAUGACUAAGCGUAAGGUAUUGGACAGUGCACAGGUAAACACAGUAAUAAAAGUGUAGGGGAAAUGCUUAUGUCCCCCCGGCCAGAUCUUCCCAGAUACUGCUAAUAGCAGAAAACAGCAAUAGAUAGAAAUGUGUGGACAGGGUCCCUUAAAUAGCACUUCUUACUAUGCAGACCUGGGACCAUACAGAGCACACGGAUCUCUGCUGUGGAUCAUUUCGCAACGUGGUCCGGUCGCUCCGUGCUCCUCGCACAGACCGCAGCGGUACGGUGGCGUGUGGGAUCUGUUAACACGGCACUUUAUGGCCUUUGCUGUGAGGGUUUGGGGAGAGAAAGAAGAAAAGUCUGACACGCACAACUGUUGUAAUCCCACAUGAUUCAACACACAGAAGCGCCCCAUGGACACCAGCAGCUGAGUGCUGACAGCUGGAGGGCACCCACACCUCCAGUGUUCACUGCGUUUGCUUCAACACAUUGAAAAUAACUGCAGAACAAGAAUUUGUUUGGAAUUGUAUCUGAAUGGCCUUCUGACUGCCUUAACACGCUGGACAGGCUGCAAGUAUGACAAUGGCCACAAUUUCAAAAGCAACUGUUUUGACAACAAAACCCUCAUAAGGAGCUGCCUCCUCGCACACGCGCAUUCCAGCCCCUGCUCCGGCCCCCUCCUGGCUCCGUUGUGCUGGUGAUAACCGGCUGGGUGGUGGUGCAAUAAACUGAUCAAGUUAAAAAUUACCAUCACUUUUUCUUUCCUGAGUUACUUUGAACAGAGAUGAGUUUCUGAUGUUGUUUAUCGGGCGGUUGCACAGAGGUGAGCGAAUGCAGCCAGGCGGGCAGUGAGCCACAGCAGAACCACCGCUGCUGCCCCAGAACAACUGCUGGUGAGACCAUCCCCAUCGCCAACACGUCAGCUACAAUAACCUGCCCUGGACCUGCGCCUCAGGUGGAAGGGGGCCAGCCGGACAAGUUGCCUCCCUAAUUCCAAAUCUGAGUUUAAAACUAGUUUAGUUUGUUGACUAAAUGAUUUUACUUUUGUCUUAAUAUUGUGCUGGGGGGGGAAAUAGAGACUGUGUUAUUUAAAAAUAUGUGUGGUAUCAUAGUAAUAUAUAUUUAUAUAUGUAUAGGAAAUGCAUUAUUUAAUGCAGCAAGUUGUGCUUGUAUCUUGCUAACAUUUUAUAGGAAGAAAAUAUGUUAGUUUACAUUCUGGGAAAAAUAAUUUUUCUAUACACUGUAACCAUAGGAAAAAAAAAUCACAGAUAAUUCAUUGGUAUAUAUGACAGAAGAUCACAGAGGAAACUCAGUUUUAUGGCAGAAUAGAUGCUGAUGAAACAAUUGUUUUAAGAUGUACUUUUUCCUCCUUUGAAUCUUAUUUCUAGCUUGUAAUUGUAUUAAGCUGUUUAUCAAAUUCUGCAAAGUCAUGUGCCUGUACGCUCAGGACCAUUUUAACAUCAAACAUGUCAUCUGUGUUUUUCAA